Messenger RNA from Suillus plorans, 1769 nucleotides. RefSeq lists its product as uncharacterized. Lineage: Eukaryota; Fungi; Basidiomycota; Agaricomycetes; Boletales; Suillaceae. The record is from RefSeq and is a predicted model, not a curated record. Bases 284 to 1378 code for a protein of 364 amino acids. The transcript has 4 exons.
GCUAUGCACCGAUAACGUUGUGUACGCAAAGGUUCCGAUUUGUCAUUUGUGGGUGACACCUAACCAGAACCGCAUGGCAUCAACGCGAGGUCUUGUUCCAUACAACGGCUGUGUUAUUGUUCAAACAUCAAUAUUCUAUGAUAUCGUUGCGAGGGAAACUCGAGGUCAAACAGUACCACCUGAUAUUCCAGGCCCCGAAGCUCGAGUCGGGGUUGUAUAUUCCUUUGGCUUAUAAGUAUGCUAUGCUAAAUGAUACCAAUGGCUCCGCACGGUUCGGUUCAGCAUGUUUCGGUCACUCCUUAGAUUCCCCACCAAGCCUCGCGGUCACAAAGACGCAGAGAAGGAUGCAGAGAGGGAACUCGUUGAAGUCAUGGAACUUUUCUCUAAAUACCCAUCAUAUCUGGCAGAGACUGACAAGACCGAGUUCAAGAAUGAAUAUGAGAGACUUCAGCGCGAAAUACAGGUGUAUAAAAUCGAGAAAUCAACAGCAAAACUGAGGAAUGCGGAUGUGAUAUUGGAUGACUGCAGGGCCCUCAAAGGCAAAGUCCAAAAGACGAUCCGCCAUCGUAGAGUAACUUCUGUGAGAGGAGAAGUUUCCGCGCCCACAGGUGUAGUAGGCAGAGGGCACGAGAAGUUGAACCCACCACCUGCUAGAGACGCAUCAGCAACAGAAUCUAGCGACUCAAAUGAACCACCAAACGUCAAGACCAUAGGCUCGCUUCCUACAACACCGGCAGACGCAUCGGCUACUGAUAAGACUCGUUUCAAACCUCAGUCUGGUGUCCCUUCGGUUAACCCUGGUUCUGGCCUCCCUCAAAGCUAUCAUAUUCCUGUACACGCUAACUCGACGCAGGCAAUUUCCCAAGCAACGUCAGGAAUCUCGUGUGCAGUGGACUCGACGCGGGCAAUUUCCCAAGUAACGUCGGGAAUCUCGUAUGCAGUGGACUCGGCGCAGGCAAUUUCCCAAGUAACCCCGGGAAUCUCCCGUGCAGUGGACUCGAUGAUCAUGGUGGGUACCAGUGCAGCGUACCCAACUAUGAAUGUCGACUCCCCAGAUUGCUCCGGUGCUAGUACGAAUUUUGAUCAUUCCUUUUUGACGGCAUUGACAACUUCAAUCACAGAAAUCCUCUCGCACGGGCCCCAGGCUCUUCAGCAGGUACCUCAGCCCGCUCGCCCUCCGCGAGCUGUUGGUAGACGUGCACAACAGCAACCCCGUAGAUUCGCGAAUGCAAACAUUUCGUGCAAUAGUUCUAUGAUACUCUCCGGUUCCAGUGUGAGGGGCGCUACGUUGAAUGUCAACGCCAGAAACUGUUCUGGAGCUGGUAAGCACUUCUUGUCUAGUCGAAUGUUAAAUCAGCUGAAAAAACACGUUGCAUAAACGGUAGUGUUUUCUCGUGAUAAUAAUCUCAAGAGGGUCCGAUAGAGAAGGAUAGGGAUAAUCAGUCAUUAGAGGGGAGCACAAAGGAUCUGGUCCGGAUGCAUAAUAUGUUUAACCCGUUAUCAGAUGAAGAUUAAUUACUUAUGGAUGGUUUAAGACUUGCCACGUACCUAAUUAUUAUGCGUGUGAUGCGAAGGAAACAUGCGUCCGAGGCGUGUGAAGGAGUUGAGGAAGCUCAUUGAUGGAUGUAGUGCUCAUCUGUCACAAACGGCCCAACGGUUAAGCUUUUGAUCAUUAAUGACAAUUUUCACCAAUGACUUUCGUUGUCGUUGUACAAAAAAAUUAGUGGCUCGUUCUGUGUUGUAAAAUUAAUCGGUCAUUCCGGUAUGCC